Messenger RNA from Rattus rattus (black rat), 4349 nucleotides. RefSeq names its product prolactin receptor (gene Prlr). The coding region runs from base 332 to 2164 and encodes 610 amino acids. Gene Ontology annotation, molecular function: cytokine receptor activity; cytokine binding. The record is from RefSeq and is a predicted model, not a curated record. Gene Ontology annotation, biological process: cytokine-mediated signaling pathway. Lineage: Eukaryota; Metazoa; Chordata; Mammalia; Rodentia; Muridae. The transcript is spliced from 10 exons. Gene Ontology annotation, cellular component: membrane; signaling receptor complex; external side of plasma membrane.
ACAAGUGCACCGAGUUGAGCUUCUUCUCAGAGACACGCGGCUGGCGACAGCGGAGCAGAGGCUAAAAUCCCCAGACGCUGGGUCUUCUGGGCUGGGCUUUCCCCGCCUUCCUGCUCUGUCUCACUCGCUCGUCUCCUGCGUUCUUGAUUUUACACGGGGCUCAGGAAACAGCUUUACCUGUCAGAGACAGAGCUCACGUCCUUUGCAGGAAGUGCACAGCCUCUGGUAUGGCAGACUUUUCUCUCCAGCAGAACUAAAGGACACUUCUCUGUGAAGGGAGCCUCUGAUACAUUGCCUAUAGCAAGAAGAAGGGGCCAACCUGAAGAAAAACAUGCCAUCUGCACUUGCUUUCGUCCUACUUGUUCUCAACAUCAGCCUCCUGAAGGGACAGUCACCACCAGGGAAACCUGAGAUCCACAAAUGUCGCUCUCCUGACAAGGAAACAUUCACCUGCUGGUGGAAUCCUGGGACAGAUGGAGGACUUCCUACCAAUUAUUCACUGACUUACAGCAAAGAAGGAGAGAAAACCACCUAUGAAUGUCCAGACUACAAAACCAGUGGCCCCAACUCCUGCUUCUUUAGCAAGCAGUACACUUCCAUCUGGAAAAUAUACAUCAUCACAGUAAAUGCCACGAAUCAAAUGGGAAGCAGUACCUCGGAUCCACUUUAUGUGGAUGUGACUUACAUCGUUGAGCCAGAGCCUCCUCGGAACCUGACAUUAGAAGUAAAACAGCUAAAAGACAAAAAAACAUAUCUGUGGGUAAAAUGGUCCCCACCCACCAUAACUGAUGUAAAAACUGGUUGGUUUACAAUGGAAUAUGAAAUUCGAUUAAAGCCUGAAGAAGCAGAAGAGUGGGAGAUCCAUUUUACAGGUCAUCAAACACAGUUUAAGGUUUUGGACCUAUAUCCAGGACAAAAGUAUCUUGUCCAGACACGCUGCAAGCCAGACCAUGGAUACUGGAGUAGAUGGAGCCAGGAGAGUUCCAUUGAAAUGCCAAAUGACUUCACCUUGAAGGACACAACCGUGUGGAUCAUUGUGGCCAUUCUCUCUGCUGUCAUCUGUUUGAUUAUGGUCUGGGCAGUGGCUUUGAAGGGCUAUAGCAUGAUGACCUGCAUCUUUCCACCAGUUCCUGGGCCAAAAAUAAAAGGAUUUGAUACCCAUCUGCUGGAGAAGGGCAAGUCUGAAGAGCUGCUGAGUGCCUUGGGGUGCCAAGACUUUCCCCCUACUUCUGACUGUGAGGACUUGCUGGUGGAGUUCUUAGAAGUUGAUGACAAUGAGGACGAGCGGCUAAUGCCAUCCCAUUCCAAAGAGUAUCCAGGUCAAGGUGUUAAGCCCACACACCUAGAUCCCGACAGUGACUCUGGUCACGGAAGCUAUGACAGCCAUUCUCUUUUAUCUGAAAAGUGUGAGGAGCCCCAGGCCUACCCCCCUACUUUCCACAUCCCUGAGAUCACUGAGAAGCCAGAGAAUCCUGAAGCAAAUAUUCCUCCCACCGUGGACCCCCAAAGCACCAACCCCAAUUUUCAUGUAGAUGCACCCAAAUCUUCAACAUGGCCGUUACUGCCUGGCCAAAACAUGCCCAAAUCUCCUUACCACAGCGUUGCUGAUGUGUGCAAGCUAGCCAGAAGUCCUGUGAAUACACUGGACUCUUUCUCGGACAAAGCAGAGGAAAAUGUUCUAAAGUUGUCUAAAGCCCUUGAGACUGGAGAGGAAGAAGUGGCUGAGCAAGAAGGGGCAAAAAGCUUCCCUUCUGACAAACAAAACACACCUUGGCCGCUGCUCCAGGAGAAAAACCCCACUGUCUAUGUUAAACCCCCAGAUUAUGUGGAGAUUCACAAAGUCAACAAAGAUGGAGUGCUAUCAUUAUUCCCCAAGCAGAGAGAAAACAACCAGACAGAGAAGCCUGGGGUUCCUGAAACCAGUAAGGAGUAUGCCAAGGUGUCUGGCGUUACGGAUAACAAUAUCCUCGUAUUAGUGCCAGACUCACGAGCCCAGAGCACAGCGUUGCUCGAGGAAUCAGCCAAGAAGGCUCCACCAUCGUUUGAAGCGAACCAAUCUGAGAAAGAUCUGGCCAGCUUCGCUGCAACCUCAAGCAACCGCAGACUCCAACUGGGCAGGCUGGAUUACCUGGAUCCUACGUGCUUCAUGCACUCCUUUCACUGAUAGCUAGACUUAUGGAACGAUUGGCUAAACUGUGAUUUCUCUUCAGGUAACACUACAGAGUCAUGAAGUAAUGUGGUCUGCUAGCAAAUGUUACAGAAUGUGGGUAUAAAAAAGAAAAAAAGAAAAACACUACUUCACUCCUUCUCACGCUUCUGUUCAUCGCUUGCCUCUUUUUAACAGCUGAUCUCCAAAACAAAUCAACUUGUUUCCUGUGAUCUGUAGUUUGCUCUUUGCAUAUAUAUAUAUAUAUAUAUAUAUAUAUAUAUAUAUAUAUAUAUAUAAAAUAGUGUUCAAUGAAAUUAAAAGCACAUCGCUUAUUAUUCUUGAGGGAUGGUGCCAACAGGUAUUAGCCUCUGCAAUAGAUCUGUCAUCUGACAAAAGGUAUGAUAUAGUCAAAAUGACUUAGCACAAGAAGAUGACAGAAGGGUUGAAAAUGCCAUGAAAACUGCUCUUAAGAACUGAGGGCUAAGCCUUUACACUCCUCUUUCAUUUUCACGAUGAUGGUCCAGAUAGUGCACUUUUUUGAAAGAAUACGUUCCAGGACACCAGCCAAACCGUUUACAUCAGUCGCUUUACCUUAAGGACCCAUUGCCUGUACGCAAAUGGGUUCAAGCCCCUAAUGCUUUCUUAAGGUGAUUCGAGUAUGUUAAGCCUGGGUUAUUCUGCUGAAACUUUAUUUUCUUCUAAGGCUUCUCGAGUGUAUAGUUUGGGUAAAUAAAAUUUUCUUACAAAGUAAGGCCAAUGAAUUCCACAUAGGGAACCAUUUCACAUGCUCUCCUUGCUUCAUUUGAGCAGGGCGUGACUUGUUAUAAACCCGAGUAUUUUCUUAGUAGAAAAAAAAUUUCCCAAAGACUAACUUUAAUCUAAAAGGUAAUCAUUGCAGGACUCUAAUAGGAGUGUUGCCUUACUGUACAUAAAAUUCUACUUUAAUACAAACCCGUAAGUUUCGCAAUGUAUUUUUGAAGACUAUUUUUCUAUCGCUUAGGUAAAGUAAAGACUAUUUUCUAACUUCCCAGUACUGCUGUUUACGUAUUCGAGUGAGUAGAGUAAUUUCUGCUGCCAAGUUACAAUGAGUAUUCAAAGUUGUUCAGUAUAUGCAGUCCCUGUUAAACUGAAGUGCCAGGCAACCCAUUGCCUAUUGAGGAAUGCGAAGUGGAUGAAAACACCAAUUGAGUACAAUAGAGUAAAGUUUAUCUGAUUAUUUUUAUCCCCAGGAUACUUCAAACAGCAACCAUCACUAACUUUGCGUUUUAGAGCUUUCCAUAGACCUAUUUCUCCCAUGAGCUUAGGGCUUUGCCCACCUAUGAGUGAAUCUCACAAACCACCAUGAACAAGGGUAGUGGUGGCGGAUGAGGGUUUCCAAGACAGAAAUCUGACUUUGUUUCAUUUACUUUUAUCCUGAACACAAAAGGAUUUUGAGCAAAAUCAAACGUCAGCAUCUCCUUGGAAUACAUCCAUUUGUAAGAUCUUGGCAGAGGCUGUGCUUGCGUCAGGGAUGUUAAGAUAAAAGUUUUAGGGAAGCAAGCAUCUGCCCAGUGAUAAGAACAGUUUUAAAGGUCAGGGGAUGGUAGAAUCGGCAAGGCAAGUCCAAGGGCAGGCUUCCUGAGAAGGUUCAAAGCAAAGCCUUGGAUCUCUAACAGCAUCUGUGAUUCACUCUCCCUCCACUUCUCACCUAUUGGCAAAUCAAGUCUCUGUCCUUUCACCGACUGAAUAUAAAGACUCUGAACUCUGCUCUGGUAGAAGCAGGACUCAAAGAUUCUCCAAUGACUGAAAGGAAACCUAGAGCCAACGCUUCCAGAACUCCAAAUGCAAACAGCCAAAGCUUAUAUUCCUAAUACAUAAAGUAUCUUGUGAAUGGCAGAAGCAUUUGAGAAAAAUUAUCCAGGCUCAUGCAAUACCCUGAAGCCUCCAUACUGAAUGUCUGAGAACCAACUGCAUCACAUGGGCACUGCUUGGAAAUUGUGUUUGCAGCUUCUUAAGCAUUUUCGAAGACAUACAGAAUUGGAGUCUGAAUUUUACUGCAUUUACUACGCUCCCAGAUAACUCACAGGCAUGCUCGAGCUGGAGAAGCAUUUUUUUUCUAUGAUCAUUUUCAUGAAAAAUUAUUUUUCUCUCUGUUGCAAAGGAUGGAGCAAGCCUAUUUCACUCAAAAUGAGCAACACUGUACGUAAAGAGAAAACAAAAA